AUGUCGGAUGCAAAGCGCCAUACUCGCUUCAUCGAGGACAGUCCACUAGAUGCCUACGGGGCGCAGCAGGUGGCAGGGCGCAGUACACGAAAGCCGACCCAGCGUCAUAGCCGCUUUCCCGUCCGGCCAACUAUCCGGAGGGAAGGCCGAGACCUCGUCCCGGUACUCACCGGUUCGCCCUGGAAACACUAUGAUACAAAGUACCGGAUCCACUUGGGCUAUUCAUUCGGGGUUGUCACUGCUCGCAAGUCACAUGAAACCAGUAUGAUCCGGUCAAUAACUGGGCAGAACACCGACGAGCAGAUACAGUACCUCCGCCAGAUUUGCCACCCCAAUAUCGUCGCAGCACUAGAGAUAUAUUCUUGUCCCAAGGAAGGUUGCUUCCUACUUUCGGAGUUCAUGCCCACGACCCUCCGGCAUCUUUGUCGGGCACCCAUAUAUCCAAGCGAGCAGCAGCUCAGCUCCAUUCUGCACCAGGUCCUCUCCGGCGCGAUGUUUCUUCUAGAAAGCGGCCUAGUUCACGAAGAGCUCUCUGUCGCGAAUGUACAGGUCAACCUAGAAGGAGAAGUUAAGAUUGGGAACGUUGAGCGUUGCCGUAAGGGUGGUGAUACUUUCAAACUCUUGGAGUCGUUCGGUCGCCUGACGAUGAAACUGAUGGACAAGGAGAAAGCCGAGGACGCAGUUCCAGGUCUGACCUAUCCAGAAGAUUGGUCUCAAGAAGCCUUCGACAUGUUCACUAUGGCUAACUCAAAGCCUGAUAUCAAAGACCUGCUAUGCCAUCCAUUCAUGCUGAGGAGGGAACAGAAGGAGUUGAAAUGGCUGGUCCAUUCUGUGCUUAUUACUGCCUACCAUGAGCGAGAGGAGACGUAG
Sodiomyces alkalinus F11 is the source of this 870-nucleotide messenger RNA. RefSeq lists its product as hypothetical. Gene Ontology annotation, biological process: protein phosphorylation. The record is from RefSeq and is a predicted model, not a curated record. Gene Ontology annotation, molecular function: protein serine/threonine kinase activity; ATP binding. The transcript is spliced from 2 exons. Gene Ontology annotation, cellular component: cytoplasm. Bases 1 to 870 code for a protein of 289 amino acids. NCBI's taxonomy places the organism in Eukaryota, Fungi, Ascomycota, Sordariomycetes, Glomerellales, Plectosphaerellaceae.